AGAAUCGUGUUGAUUUUCGUGAAUGCUUGAUAAUUUCGUGAUCGAAGUAUGAAUUAAGUUUGCACGUAAAUGUUUGUGUAAUGUGUGUGUGAAAUUUUAAAAUUAGUUUUUUAAUGAAUUGCCGUUCGUCUGUUUGAUUACGUAUGUCGAAACAUGGGGAGCGCAGGCAACAAUACCACAUUAUAUGAAGUUUUGUCUACCGAACUUAUACUUCAAAGAGACACAUUGAUUACAGAUAUCUGGCCCAUACACAAAUGCUUAGAUCGCAACAUAAUUAAUGACACGUCGAACGAUGAACUAACGAAUAAAAUAUUUAUCAACAAUGGAACAUACAUAAUGUGUUUGGAACACGCUCCUAUCAUGACAAAGAGCACCGUAAUACGCGCCAGCAUACUCUCUGUGAUGGCUUUGUUAUCUUUCGUAGGGAAUUUCGCGACGAUGAUAAGCGUACAAAAGGGCAAGCGGGGCCGAAGACGAACGAGGCCUUCUUGGACUGCAAUAUACAGCCUUAUAUUUCAACUAAGCAUAGCCGAUUUGUUAGUAACAGUAUUUUGCAUAGCGGGGGAAGCGGGGUGGUCGUUUUCAGUGCAGUGGUACGCGGGGAAUUUAGGAUGCAAAUUGUUUAAAUUCCUACAAAUGUUCUCGUUGUAUUUAAGCACUUUUAUUCUUGUUCUAAUUGGCGUUGAUAGAUGGUUAGCUGUCAAGUAUCCAAUGAAGAGUAUGGCUACUGCUACUAGAAGCACCAAAUUAGUUCUAAUUGCGUGGAUUUUGAGCUUCUUAUUUAGCUUACCACAAACCGUGGUGUUCAGUGUAGCAAAAGGUCCAUUUGUAGAAGAGUUCUACCAAUGCGUGACCCAUGGUUUUUAUACGGAAAGGUGGCAGGAGCAGGCAUAUACCACACUAUCACUUGUAUUUAUGUUUCUUCUACCACUUUUAAUAUUACUCAGUACCUACGUGUCUACUGUAAGAACUAUUGCAAAAAGCGAAAAAGUAUUUCAACCAGAGACAAGGCGAGAAAAAUAUAUAACUCCAGAUAUGAAUAGGCGAAGACUUAUCGAUAGAGCGAAAAUGAAAUCGUUACGAAUGUCUAUCGUUAUAGUAGCUGCAUUUGUGAUAUGGUGGACCCCAUAUUAUGUUAUGAUGAUAACAUUUACAUUCUCAAAUCCCGAUAAACGUUUAAGUGAGGAGCUACUGUCAGGGAUAUUCUUCUUUGGAAUGUCCAAUAGCUUAGUGAAUCCCGUUAUUUAUGGAGCUUUUCACUUAUGGCCCAGAAAACGCGCUCGACAUAGUGAUAAGGAAUCUGGCGGACCCCACGCAUCAUUAUUCCGUCGAGGUGACCUCACCUCAUCUGUCAGACUGACCACCAUCAGAUCGUUGAGAUCAUCAGCCAAAUAUACUAACGGACAAAACAAUAUGAGUGUUUUAUAACAAAAUAUGAAGAGAAAUUGGACUACUAUUUGUGAAGAAAGUACAAAUUAAUUCGUAUCUUUUUUUUACAAAUAAGUAAAAUUAAAGGUUGAGUACAGAAUUUAUUUUCACGAAAAAUAUCAUUUGUUUCAUACGACAAUCGAAAUAGUGUCUAGUCAGUAAGAGAAUGAGGACUCUAGUUGAUUGAUGUCAAAAAGUGUUCUAUCGUAUCACAUCUCGUUAAGCUAGUCAAUACAUUACGAAAUAGUUAUGCUCGACAAGGAAGUUACUAAAAACAUAUGAAAACUUAUUAUUAUACGGAAUGUACGGCAGUACUAUUUGUAUAGCUACCAUACAGUUUAAAUAUGUAGAAGAAUCCAGAACAAUUUAAUUCAAAUACAAGCGAAUCACUGUAAAAGUAUAUUUUUUGUCUUACCUAGCGAGCGUCAGAUUGUUGCAUUUUAUUUAAUUUUGAUGUAUAACUAAUAUAUUAGUACGGAAAACAUUGAUGCCGUAGCAAUAUUGACAAUCGCAGUAAAUGAAAAUCAGAAUUACCAUAACAAUGUGUAUGUCAUACAAAUAUUUUUACGUGUGACGCAUAUUUGUUUCGGUACAUUUUGUGACACAAGUUAAUUCAAGUUUUAACUAAUGUUAUAUAGUAAAAUGUUUCACAAUUUUAUUGUUAUAAUGUUAUAUAACGAUUGUAUCUUUAAACGUAAUGUAAAUAUUGUGGUUCAAUUCAACCAUUUCCUACUGUCGACCACAUCUUGAAAUGAUUAAUCCGAAUGGGCUACAACAUACAUGUAAAUAGAAAGAUUGAUCCUAACUGUAAAAAGUCAAGACGUAACAUCUUCAUAAUAUAAAUUUAUAGCAUGUUCGAUGUUUUGAAACAAAAUGUUUAUGAAAAACUAUUUAUGUUUGACAUUUCAUACAUAAUAAUAUAAACGCAUAUUCGUAUCUCAUUGUGAAUUAAUAUUCUGAAGUAAACAGAACAAAAUGUAUGUUGUAUAUUACUA
This is a messenger RNA of Pieris brassicae (large cabbage white), 2423 nucleotides long. RefSeq names its product gonadotropin-releasing hormone receptor (gene NGR-A21). The transcript has 6 exons. Gene Ontology annotation, cellular component: membrane. Gene Ontology annotation, molecular function: corazonin receptor activity. NCBI's taxonomy places the organism in Eukaryota, Metazoa, Arthropoda, Insecta, Lepidoptera, Pieridae. The record is from RefSeq and is a predicted model, not a curated record. Gene Ontology annotation, biological process: neuropeptide signaling pathway. The coding region runs from base 154 to 1428 and encodes 424 amino acids.